CUGGCCAACGUCGUCUGUUCAGAGUCGCGCACGCGUCGUCGUGCGAUUAUCACACGCUUCGAUUCGUCACCGAAGCCGCCAGUGUCGUCGCAGACGACGACGCCUGCGACCACAGAGGGAUCUCUCGCGGACGAAUGCACACCUCCGGCAACGACGACGCACAACUCUCCAGAAGACGGCUCCGCCAAAUCCAUCACGGAUACGCGACCCGGUACUCUUGGAUCGAUACAGUUCACGGUGCUGUACAAUCUGGAAGAGAAGAAGCUCACAGUGCAUUUGAUCCGGGCAAAGAAUCUGAAAGCGAUGGACAGUAAUGGCUUCUCGGAUCCGUACGUCAAGUUGCAUCUGUUACCAGGCAACGCCAAAGCCACGAAAUUGACGUCGAGAACGAUCGAAAAAACAUUGAAUCCUGAAUGGAACGAAGAGCUUCACUAUUACGGCGUCACAGAGACUGAUAAACAGAAGAAAACGCUGCGGAUCACGGUACUGGAUCGGGAUCGUAUCGGUUCGGAUUUUCUCGGUGAAACUCGAAUUGCAUUGAGGAAACUGCCAAUAAAUACGCCAAAGAAGUUCAACCUCUAUCUCGAGCAUGCCAUCCCGAUUCCACAACCUCGCCAAGAAACUGAUGCAAUACGCGGUAAACUCCUACUUGCGCUACAGUACAAUAUCCAGCAAGGCUCACUAUUCGUGACUAUCAAACGUUGCGCAGAAUUAAUAGGAAUGGAUUCAACGGGAUUCUCCGAUCCUUACUGUAAAGUUUCGCUCACACCUGUCACCUCUAAAGCUCACCGACAACGAACCUCCAUCAAGAAGAGGACCCUCAAUCCUGAAUUCAACGAGACACUCACUUUCAUCGUCCCGUUCAAGGACUUACCCAAGAAAACGCUUCAGGUCGGCGUUUACGACCACGAUCUCGGGAAACAUGAUGACUAUAUCGGAGGAAUCGUCUUGUCGACAGCAGCGAAAGACGAACGAGGUAAGCAAUGGAGCAGCUGUAUAGAGAAUCCUGGUCAAACGUUCGAAUCGUGGCAUCAACUCGAACUGGACUUAGUUCAACGAUUUCUCGCAGGCUGCAGUGCCGGUGGUGCUUCAUUUCCGAUGUCUCAAUAUUUCUCUAUUCAGAUGUGA
Cooperia oncophora is the source of this 1128-nucleotide messenger RNA. Lineage: Eukaryota; Metazoa; Nematoda; Chromadorea; Rhabditida; Trichostrongylidae. The record is from the annotation of a GenBank genome assembly.